AUGAAUGUCCACUACAAUCUUGGUAAGGCUAAUGUUGUAGUUGAUGGUUUGACUAGGAUGAACAUGGGAAGUACAACCAACAUUAAGGAUGAGAAGAAGGAGUUGGUGAAAGAUAUACGCAUACUGCAUGUGGAUGAGGUAGCCUAUGAGUUGGCUUUGCCUGCGGGGCUAGCUUCUUCUCAUCCUGUCUUUCAUGUUUCUAUGUUAAAGAAGUGCCUAGGUGAUCCAGCAUCGAUUCUACCUGGUGAAGGUUUGGAGGUCGAAGAAGACUUGUCCUAUGAGGAAGUAUUUGUUGAGAUUUCAGACAAACACAUCAAGAGGCUAAGGAAAAAGGAGGUCGCCACAGUAAAGUUAUUGUGGAGGAAUCAUCUUGUUGAAGGCGCUACGUGGGAGGCCAAGGCUGAUAUGAGAUCCCGCUACCCUCAUCUUUUCAGAUCUUGA
Molecule: messenger RNA, 441 nt
Organism: Solanum lycopersicum (tomato)
Lineage: Eukaryota; Viridiplantae; Streptophyta; Magnoliopsida; Solanales; Solanaceae
Source: RefSeq, a predicted model, not a curated record